CUGACACACAGACAGAGACACAGACAGAGACAGUGAGCUGCUGAGUGAACAGCAGCAGACACUUGACACACUUCCUUAAACGCCACCGUGAACACUUUGGAAGAACAACCUCCAGGUAACAAGCGAGUUUUUCAAAACCCAGAUUCGGCGGCGAACGCGGCGGAAGCGGAGGCGUAGGUGAGCGGUCACCAUGGCGCCCUUCCUGCGUAUCUCUCUCAAUGCUUACGACCUGGGCGUGCUGCCCUCUUCCCCCGACCCCCCCAUCUGUGCCAUCAAGAUGAAGGAGUCUGUCAACACAGAGCGAGGGAAGACCCUGGUCCAGAGGAAACCCACCAUGUAUCCAGAGUGGAAGGCCUGUUUUGAUGCUCAUAUCUAUGAGGGACGCGUGGUAGAAGUGGUCCUCAUGCAGAAGACUGAGGAGCCGCUGGCCAAGGCCACUGUGGGCGUGUCUGUACUGGCAGAGCGCUGUAAAAAGUCCAAAACGAAUGGACGCACAGAGUUCUGGGUGGACCUCAUGCCUUCAGGGAGGAUCCAGAUGGCUGUACAGUUCUUCCUGGAGGACAGCGAUGCAGCUCCUCCGACGAAGCCAUCAGUGACAAAGCCAUCAGUGAAGGCCAUCCCUGAGGAUGGGGUCAUGACCCUGAACAGGAGGAGAGGAGCGUUCAAGCAGCCCAAGGUUCACCUCAUCAAGAACCACGAGUUCACCGCCACCUUCUUCGGUCAGCCCACUUUCUGCUCCGUCUGCAAAGAUUUCCUCUGGGGCCUCAACAAGCAAGGUUACAAGUGCAGACAAUGCAACGCUGCAAUCCACAAGAAAUGCAUUGAGAAGAUCAUCGGCAGAUGCACCGGCACGGCAGCCAACAGCCGUGAGACCAUGUUCCAGAAGGAGCGCUUCAAAAUAGACAUGCCACAUCGCUUCAAGCACUACAACUACAAGAGCCCCACGUUCUGUGACCACUGUGGCAGCCUGCUGUGGGGUCUCUACAGACAAGGCCUGAAAUGUGAAGACUGUGGCAUGAACGUGCACAGCAACUGUCAGACCAAAGUGGCCAAUCUGUGCGGAAUCAACCAGAAGCUGUUGGCAGAGGCUCUGUCUCAAAUCUCUCAGAAUUCCACGAAGAAGCCUGACAAUGCAGCAGAUAUUGGGAUCUACCAAGAUGUCCACAAACCAACAGUGGACCCUAGUGGUGGCAACAACAACGCGACUGAGGGUUCGACUCCGACCCCUGUGGCUCCUGUAACCUCUAAGCUCCGCCUCAGCAUGAACCACCUCGUGUUCCACAAGGUGCUGGGAAAAGGCAGCUUCGGCAAGGUGCUGCUGGCAGAGCUGAAGGGUCAAGGCCAGUUCUUUGCGGUGAAGGUUCUGAAGAAGGACGUGGUCCUCAUGGACGACGACGUGGAGUGCACCAUGGUGGAGAAGAGGGUGCUGUCGCUCGCGUGGGAGAAUCCCUUCCUCACGCACCUCUACUCCACGUUCCAGUCGAAAGAGCAUCUUUUCUUCGUCAUGGAGUACCUGAAUGGAGGAGACUUGAUGUUCCACAUCCAGGACAAAGGGCGCUUUGAUCUCAACAGAGCCACAUUUUAUGGUGCCGAGAUUAUAGUGGGGCUGCAGUUCCUCCACUCCAAAGGAAUCAUCUACAGAGAUUUGAAGCUGGACAACGUGAUGCUGGACAAGGAUGGACACAUAAAGAUAGCAGACUUCGGCAUGUGUAAGGAGAAGGUGUUUGGAGACGCCCGAGCGACGACGUUCUGUGGAACGCCCGACUAUAUCGCACCAGAGAUCCUGCUGGGACAGAAGUACACCUUCUCAGUGGACUGGUGGUCGUUUGGCGUGCUCGUGUACGAGAUGCUGAUCGGCCAGUCGCCGUUCCAAGGCGACGACGAGGACGAGCUGUUCGAGUCCAUCAGGACGGACACUCCUCACUAUCCUCGCUGGAUCACGAAGGAGGCUAAAAGUUUACUGGAACUGCUGUUCGAGCGAGACCCGACGCGCAGGUUGGGCGUCGUGGGUGACAUUCGAGCUCAUCCCUUCUUCAAAACCAUCAACUGGCAAUCACUGGAGAAGAGAGAAGUGACUCCGCCUUUCAAGCCCAAAGUGAAAUCGGCCGGCGACUUCAGCAACUUCGACCGCGAGUUCCUGAGCGAGAAGCCCCGCCUCUCGCACGCCGACAAGAACCUCAUCGACUCCAUGGACCAGGCGGCGUUCGCCGGCUUCUCCUUCGUCAACCCCAAACUCGAAGGCCUGAUCAGCAAAUGAACAAAACACAAAUAAAAAUGGUUUCUCUCCCCCAAGGACACGCGGUCUUUGCCCCGGCUCGUCAAACGAAACCUUCCUGUGUCCUGCUGUCGGAUAGAGGAAGAAGAAGAAGGUGAAAAGAUCUGUGAUUCAUGCUGGUCCGUCUCUUUAAGGACGAGAUUUUGAAUUAUAAUAAUAUUAAUGAUGUUUUACUGGUGUUUAAAAGAAUUAAUAAUUAAUAAAUAAAAAAAGAGUAUAAAAAGCUACAGGAAAAUUAAGGGAGAUUUAAAAAAAAAAAGGAAAUUAAAGUGUUUUUAAUAAUGGACACUGGGGCGGGGUUCAUCAAUUAAACCUUCACUUUUUUCUUUUAUUUUUUGUAUUUUUUUUUACUUUUUAACCGUCAUUUUCUUUGUGAUCGUCACGUUUGGAAUUAGCUCUGAAAUUUGAAUGCACAGGCAAAUGCUGGAGACUUUUAUUUUGUUAAGACAAACAAAUGCACACACGUGUGGGGAAAUCAUUUGUUUGUGUGUGUGUGUGUGUGUGUGUGUGUGUUUGUGCGUGAGUGUGUGUGUGUAGGUAUUUUCUUAAAUGCAAAAGAAGCUGCUGCUGCUGCGCUCGGUAACACUCUCUGCUGUACAAUGAAAAAUAAAGAGGGUUUAAAUUAAAUGAGGGACAACGCGAUGCCACUUUUAGUCGUGUCCUGAUACCGAUAUAAAGCCCAUUUCAGUACGAUAUUGGUCAUUUUAAACCAACACAUUUGUGCUGAGUCAUUUUAAAUCUCAAAGACAUACAUUUCCAGCUGUGUCACAAAGAAAUAUGUGGAAUAUUUUCUUUAUUUUUUAUCUGUCCGAUAUCAGAUACUGUGAUUGUGACCAGUAUCAGACCAAUACUGAUAACCGAUAAAAGUAUCGUAUUUAUCGCCUCAUCCCUAAUUUAAAUUCCACUUAAUUUAAGUGGACAUGGGUAAAAAAAAAUGUGUUAACAGCGACCUCUAGUGUUUAAAACCGCAAUCUCCAUUACAUUGUACAGGAGGUGGGGGGGAAAAAUCAAUACAGUGAACUAAAGCAAUUUUUUUUUUAUUGGUGUUACAAAUAAACAUGAAAUGUUUUUGGUGGAUUAGCAUAAAAAAAAAAUCAGUUGGCGUUUUAGUCCACUAGAUGGUGCCAAGUGCCCGCUCUCUCCCCAGAGCUCUUAUGUGAGGAUAUCGUAAGAUUGCGAUUAUGCAAGAAAUACUCAUUCCCUUUGUAGUCAUAAUUUGUGAAUAUCCGAGGUCAGGGGGCGGAGUUCCCAAUUCAGAUUUCUAGUUUGGAAACUUGACCAUUAAAAGCACAUCUGAUGUUUAGGUUUUUGUUUUUUUUAAGGUAGAAAUGUUGCUAAACUGUUUGUGUGUGUUGUUAUCGCCUGGUAACGCUAACAGUGGCUAGCCCCAAGAUACGUAAAAGUUCACGUUUUUUUCCCGACAUCUCAGCUCGAACGCAGGGUGAAGUUUUUAAUGUGAGACCAAACUCUACCGUUGUUAUUAAAUCAAACUAGUAUUUCA
Solea senegalensis (Senegalese sole) is the source of this 3776-nucleotide messenger RNA. RefSeq names its product protein kinase C delta type-like. Gene Ontology annotation, molecular function: diacylglycerol-dependent serine/threonine kinase activity; ATP binding. Gene Ontology annotation, biological process: protein phosphorylation. The transcript has 17 exons. The coding region runs from base 191 to 2257 and encodes 688 amino acids. NCBI's taxonomy places the organism in Eukaryota, Metazoa, Chordata, Actinopteri, Pleuronectiformes, Soleidae. The record is from RefSeq and is a predicted model, not a curated record.